CCCGGAACAGAACUCUUCUCUGUACAACAUCCCCUCUUCAGACAAUCCAUCUACAGUCAUUAUGCGAGCCUACUUUUACGACGGUCUUCCUGGCGACCAACGCCUCCCCCACGACUCGGGCAAGCCCGUCAACGUCGACGACCUCCUCGCCAUCGGCGUCUACUACUACCACCUCCCUGAGCUCGAGUCGGUCGACAACCUAGCCCGCGACCGAGGCUACAAGAACCGCGACGAGAUCACCGUCUCUCCCAAGACCAUGGGCGACGUCUACGAGUCAAAGGUCAAGAUGUUCUUUGCUGAGCACCUGCACGAGGAUGAGGAGAUCCGCUACAUCCGUGGUGGACGUGGAUACUUUGACGUUCGCAGCAAGGACGACGAUUGGGUUCGUGUUCUGCUUGAGAAGGAUGACUUGCUCAUUCUUCCUGCUGGCAUCUACCACCGCUUCACCACCGACGAGACCAACUACGUCCACGCGAUGCGCCUGUUCAAGGAGGAUCCCAAGUGGACAGCCCUGAACCGCGGCCCCGAGGUGGACAACAACGGCCACCGGCAGGAAUACGUCAAGACGUUCCUGGCUGAGCCUGCCCAGUGAGAGGCCCCACGUGGGAACCGAGCCAGCCUUUCAUUCUUUUACGAGAAGACCAAUCCCAGGCCAGUUUUUUUGGCAAACCCCGUCCAGAUUAUGAAAAAAAAAAAAAAAAGAGACAUUUUUUGACUACUUCAACAUCGUCAUGUCUAUACGAUUACGAAGCCCUCAAUCACUGAGGGGCUUUGCGCCAUGAUGGAGAGCGCACGGUUGGCGUGAUUUGAAAGGUGUUUUACGUCAUUUACAAGUGGUGUCAGAAGCGCAGGCCAAUUUGCAAACAAAAAAGUACAUGGUUUUGCAGCCAAGCAACAUGAAACCACCUUUGAGGAAGACAUUUCAAGAUAUUCUCCAGCUUGGAUAACCAUUCCUCAGGUUUCUUGCCGCGCCGUUUUUUGGAUUCCGUUGGAGUCGAGACUUAGCGGGAGUUUUUGAAGAUAUCCAGUCUAGGUAGCCAACUAUAUCCUGUCUCUACCAGCCUCAAGGCUUUGAUCCUUGGUCUUUCGAUUAUCGUGUGAAUUAGAAGAGAACUGCUUGAGCAGCGGGCGUCAGUUAUCUC
This is a messenger RNA of Fusarium vanettenii 77-13-4, 1142 nucleotides long. RefSeq lists its product as uncharacterized. Lineage: Eukaryota; Fungi; Ascomycota; Sordariomycetes; Hypocreales; Nectriaceae. The record is from RefSeq and is a predicted model, not a curated record. Gene Ontology annotation, molecular function: acireductone dioxygenase [iron(II)-requiring] activity. The transcript is spliced from 3 exons. Bases 62 to 592 code for a protein of 176 amino acids.